AACUGAGAAAAAUGAAAAUCGUGUCCGUGUGUGUGGUUGCUCGAGUGCCAAAAUGAAUUUAUUCUUUGUUUAGCGUCCCACUAGUAGGAGUAGGGUCUGCGAAUUAAGUGUAUAUGGAACAAUGGAGCCCGAGGGGACCACCAGUAGCCCCAUUUCGAAGGGGUGUGGCAACAAUACCACCGAAAUUAAUGUGCAAGUGAGCCCCACCACCGGAGGCGAUUUUUCUAUAGGCGUAGACGCGAACAGUUCCGUGGAAAACUUGAAAAAACUCAUUGGAAAAAGACUGAAAGUGCCCAGGGACAAAAUAUGCCUUUUGUUUAGGGAUAAGCAAUUGCAAGAUGGUAACUUAUAUCAGUAUGGUAUCACAGAGGGAUCCAAAAUCACAAUUCUUCCCAAUGUGGAGACUGGCCUUAUAAAUCAGCGCCCCGAGAUAGGAAUCAUGCAAGCCCUGGAAUCAUUGAACGAUACUCAAGUGAAUGAAUUCUUGUGCGGCAAAGCACCACUUAAUUUAAGUAUGCGCUUAGGGGAUCACAUGAUGCUCAUUCAGCUGCAACUCAGUACGGUUGCUUCAUCUUCAAGCAAAACACCAAAUUGUGCCCCACUAGUACAAUCUCCAGGACCUCCCAGUUUGUUACAAGCCAGUAAAAACUUGCAACACACUUUGAGAAAAUUAUCCGCUGAUAUUUUCACUGGCCGAGAAAGAACAACCAGAAGCAGAGCAGCAAGUGGGCGCCGAGAAAAUGUCUACUCUGGCACGUUCAGCGGAGCCCUAAGUCCCACUUUACAGGAUUCCAGGGGCCGGCCCAGACGAGAUGUGGCCACAAUUGUUCACAUUCUAAACGAUCUCUUAUGUUCAGUGCCUGAACUUCGACGCAACAUCCAAAACAGAGGGGGUAGCGAAGAAGCCAACAAUAUACCUCCUUCUGAAGACGUUCUUUGUUCUGACGAAGUAUCUUCGACAACUUUGGACGAACCUGGUUGUUCUUCUAGUUGUCCUGUCUUUCCUCUUCCUGCUCAAGAUGAAAAUUCAGUGACAAGAAACAAAUUAGAUCAACUUCGAUUGGUGAUGGGUGAAAGACGGGAGAGACGGAGACUGCGCAAAGCCAAGCCCUACGUGCUGCCCACACAUCAGCAAACCGAUGCCGAUACCGUAAGCGCAUAAAUUAAGCGUUAAUAAUACCUUUAAGUUGGUAGCUAGCGUGAACUAUUUUAAGGGUACGUCCAGCUUCAGACUGAGCUUUUUGUUAAAAAGUUUUAAUUUAAUUUUCUUUUGACAUCAAGCAAUAGAAUGCAAUUUCAUUGAUAUAUCACAGUUUUAAUGUGUACUUUAUAUUUUUGUUUUGUAAUAAUGUUUUUCUAGGACUCUCAGUGCUUUGGGACAAAAAAUAUAGUUUUUGUCUCAGGAGACUCUGCUAGAAAAAGUAUGUUACUCAUUUCCCUUGUCAAUAAUUAUUAUUUUCUGAGGAUUAAAUCUGUUGUUUUUGCCAAAAGCUAAACAAUAUUCCAUUUAUCAUUUUUAAUUGGAGUGGUUAUUUUUUCCCUAUCUAACAUAGGCUGGUCCACACUUGAACAAUUUGCCAAAUAAGUCAAUUAAUAAUAAUAACCCAUAAAAUAUUUAAUAACAAUAACUAUUAAAACUCAAACGUCUAAUUAACAGAAGUAAUUAAAUAUUUUGUACUUAGUCUAAAUUUAAGUAAAAACUCAAAAAAAAUAAAUAUAUAGCAACAUAUGUUAUUAUAUCAUUUUCCACUUCAACUGUGGUAGUGAAGGAAAAAAUUAACUUAAUAUUUCUGAUUUUUCAGAGCUGCUGUAGCUCUCUUGCCAUACGGUCCACUACGACACAGCCAAUUAUUAUUGCUCAUCCAACAUAUUAUUCAAAAAAUCUCUUCAAAGUAACUUUUUCGUUCUCAGACGCUAGUCGCAAUAUACUGUUGCUGAUGCUUUCUCCAUUUUGGAAUAUAGAUGUUUGCAGCAAAUGCGUAAUGUCCAACAAUUUGGUUAAAUGCAUAUAUAAAUUAUUAUUAUUAUUUAGGGAUUUUUAACACUAACCGUAUAAAUACGAUGAGACUGUUUUUGGUAAUAACCUCCAGUGGACGGGACCUACAGUUAACUCGGAGUGCUUCCAAACCACAGUUCCACACCUUGACACUUUGAGACACUGUUGUCGCCCUUAAUAAGAGGCUAUUUCAACUUUUCGUUUUGGUGUUAAUGUUUUCAAGCACAAAGCCAUCAAAUCUGUAGCUACACUGAAAAUGUUCGAGUUUCUCCUAUCCUUCAAAAAACACGUUCUAGGAAAUUUUCUAUUGUUUGAUCCAUAUUAACGCGCCACAAAGUCUUCUUUGCAACAGAUUUCACCUAUGUGAAGCGGAGUUGAACUAUUGGUAUUCUGGGUAUUCAUAACAUUAGCCAGUUGCACUUGGUUGAACAAUAGCAACAUUUUAAGUAUGGAAUGUGAUUUUGGCUUCAGACUUCUUGCACUUGACUAAACUUCUCAGUCCGUUGUAAGUUUUUUGGGCUUUCACAUUAUCUUCACCGAUUUUUACAACCGGCUGAUUUAAGGAGUCUUUUUGUUGUGUAUUAUUGUUGGCUAAAAAAGAUGUACUUUCUCAGGUUUUCCUUACUUAUAACAUAGAUAUGUAUUAAGUAACAAAAAUAAAUAGUGUAACAAAUUUCCGUGGGCCAGCCUGCAUUAAUUAUUGUAAUUAAUAAAAAUUAUUUUGCAUUUAAGUUUCUAGUUUAUAAAAUAUGUAUAAGUUGUUUCUCGAGCUAGAUUAUAAAACAUUAUGCAUACUAUUAAUAUAUAAAUAUAACUAAUUUUUUUACUAUUCUCACAAAUAUUUGUAUACAUAAUUAUAUUAUUUUUAUUUUAGUUUAAAGAGGUGAUCAUUGAUAUUGUGAUCGAUUUUAGUUUUUGUUUCCUGUUUAUAGUUAUCGUUUAUGUUUAAUAAAGUAUUUUUAAAGUUAUGA
Messenger RNA from Ceutorhynchus assimilis (cabbage seed weevil), 2967 nucleotides. The record is from the annotation of a GenBank genome assembly. NCBI's taxonomy places the organism in Eukaryota, Metazoa, Arthropoda, Insecta, Coleoptera, Curculionidae.